Messenger RNA from Spea bombifrons (plains spadefoot toad), 812 nucleotides. RefSeq names its product transmembrane protein 70 (gene TMEM70). The coding region runs from base 81 to 797 and encodes 238 amino acids. The transcript is spliced from 3 exons. NCBI's taxonomy places the organism in Eukaryota, Metazoa, Chordata, Amphibia, Anura, Pelobatidae. Gene Ontology annotation, biological process: mitochondrial proton-transporting ATP synthase complex assembly. Gene Ontology annotation, cellular component: mitochondrial membrane. The record is from RefSeq and is a predicted model, not a curated record.
UUGCACGAUCCUCCUUCAGCUGUCAGUCUAGGGGCAGGUCGUGUGCUGUGGCUGAAAGAGUUCGGCAGCAGGCACGGGAGAUGCUGCGCUUUUCCGUUUGCGGUCGGCCCCUGGCAACGGCGGUCUGGAGGACAAGCUAUAGGACGUACGGGUGCCCAAGGAGCUGCGCGCUCAGCUGCGUUUUACCGGCUCGUGGCACGGGGCGGGACGGCCCACACAGGAACCACGUGCUCCUCAACCAGGUCGCUCUGCCUUGUGUGAAUGCUGUUCGCUUUACUAACACUGCUUCUGGAAGCUCUGAAGGCGGCAGAUUGAUCUAUGUUGGGAAUUUGGGCAGAGCAGUGCUUGGUGUGAAAUUUUUUUCAUAUUCUACCAGUGUCUUCAGUGCAUGUGUGGUUCCCUACCUUAUGCUCAAAACCGGUAUCGGAGUGGACAGCAUUGCGUUAAAAGUUGUGUUUUGCAGCUUUGUGGGCUUCUUCACGUUUAUCACGCCAGUGACUCUGCAUAUGAUUACAAAGGGAUAUGUGAUACGCUUAUAUCAUAACAGCGACACGGACACCUAUACAGCAGUGACCUAUAAUGCUCUGCUUACUGAGAAAAAGACAGUAUUCUCUCAAAAGGAUGUGGACAUCCCAGGAGUUAGCAAAAUGUUUACAACAUUUUAUGCCAGGAAGAAAUCUAUGCUGGUGAAUCCAAUGCUAUUUCCAAACCCUCGUGACUAUAAUCAUCUUAUGGGGUAUGAUAAACCCUUUACGUUUAAUCCUGAAGAACUGAACCAGUCCCCUGAGGAGAAAUAAAAGAUCAGACUGUAA